Molecule: messenger RNA, 1824 nt
Organism: Cylindrotheca closterium
Lineage: Eukaryota; Bacillariophyta; Bacillariophyceae; Bacillariales; Bacillariaceae
Source: the annotation of a GenBank genome assembly
AUGCGACGACAUUAUCAUAACGUACCAGGGCUGCUGCCAAUACUAUCUCAUAGAACGACGCGAAUAGCUUGUUCUACCUUGAAAUAUGUGGCUUUGGGCGAGGAACGUCAGCAAGAAUUGACGGAAAUGGUGGCACGAGGAUUGGUCCCAGUAUUUUUCGGUGGAGAUGAUGGUAGGAUGGAUGGCACUGACAAUUUGCGCAACAUGUCUCUUUCCAAGAAUAAGACUAUUACAGCAGAAAAGGCCUUGAGGAGGGUGCUACGAGAAUACCAGAAAGAAGUCACACAGUGGAUGGAUAGCGGUAGUCCCAAUGCCGCUGAGGAAAGGCGUCAAACCCGAAAGUUUCUGUCUGAUCUUCUGCUCGGAACAUCCAUCAUGAGAAUACGGCAUUAUCAUACCCUGAUUGCAGUUCUUGACAAGCAAGAGAAUCUACGACAAGAUGACGAAGCUUCCAUAGUUCCUACCUAUGGACUCUCCCUUCGAGAUUUAGGUUCCAUCAAUGGGGUCGACAUCAGUACCUACAAGUACUCUCUGGUCAGAACUUCAAAAACACAUCCAAUAUCUUUGGUCGACGACGACGCCAAGAAGUUGGAUUUGUCACGAGUCAUGGCUCAUAUCCACCUACAAUACUUGCAAGAGCAAGGACAAGAUUCGUCUACGAUGGAAUUGAUCUUGUCAGACUUUUUGACUGUGGUGAAGGAUCCUGCACUUGGGAUCUCUGUGCGCUACAGUCUUCCUCUCUUCUUUGUAAAAUUAUUGAUUGAUCAAUAUGGACUGGAUCUGACAGAACAAAUGGCAAAAACGUUCAAUGCACCUGGGCCUAUUACGAUUCGUCGCAAUGCCAUUCGUUGUAGAUCUGACUCGGAACUACAAUCCCUCUUGUCCAAUCGCCACGGGAUUCGCAGCGCUCCCAUUGUGCCUGCUCAAUGGAAUUACCACCGCAACGGUACCGAUGCGUUGAAUAAUACAGCCUAUAUUCAACUUGUCACGGAUGAUUCUUGGUCACCUUCCAAAUCUUCCAUUUGGUCCCUAUCGUCCUGGAAGGACGGAUAUUUUGAAGUACAAGAUGCCGGUUCUCAAUUCAUUGUCCAGUCCAUAGAAUCGACUUUUGACAAUAAUGGAGAAUUUGUAGCAGUGGACUAUUGUGCCGGGAAUGGGGGAAAGGCUUUGGCACUGGCUUCUCAUAUCGUCAUGCAACAUCAACACGUAGAGAAUAAGAAUGGCGAGAGCUCUCUCACUGGCAGCCCUGUCACCGCUACCAUAAUUGCUCAUGAUAUUGUCUCCGAUAGGCUAAAGCAAUUGGAAGGCAGUCUAUCGCGGAUUGGGUUACAAGAGGCUGGUUCAACGGUGAAAAUUCUGACUACUACUAAUCUUACAGCUUGCGUCAACGGGCAAGGGUACCCAGAAAGCUUUGCAGAUGUGGUUUUGGUGGAUGCACCGUGUUCGUCGACAGGUGUACUUAGACGACGUCCAUCCCAAAGAUUUCAACUGAACGAAGAUGAAAUCAGGAACCGCUUUCCAGAAUUGCAACUUUCCAUUUUGCAAGAAGCUUCCAAACGAGUGAAAGUGGGAGGAACUCUGGUGUAUGCCACCUGUUCCAUCUGCUCUUCCGAAAAUGAACAAGUCGUUGAAAGCUUUGAGGACUCGUCGUCCAAUAAAGGAGACGGCAUGCUCUGGAAACCAUUGCUUUAUGCACCAAAUCAAAAUCAAGAAGAACAGGAACAAUCCAACCGGAAAGACUUUCGACACUGCUCUAAUCUACUACCUAUCCGUAUCGACAGCUCUGAUGGAUUCUUUGUGGCACGAUGGACGAGAGUUGAAUGA